AUGGCGGCGAAACGGAAGACCACCGUCAUCGCUCGGGCAAGCGUACUAUGUUUACUGUUGUUGAGCCUGAUGGUCGCAUAUGACCUGUUUUCGGGGCGUGAAUACCUUGACAUCGCGUACAAGCCAUUCCGGGGGGCAGGACCAACAGAGAAAGCGCACGGAACAUCCCCACACAAUGAGGCUAAUCAGACGAACACCGCCGUAACACCGCCGGCGAUCGCGCCGUCGCAGACGCCACUUCCCCCGAUACCGACGCCACCGCCGGUGCCAUCCCCAGACGAUGGCGGCGGAGCCAGCUCCACAGUGCCGGACGCCAACCCGGAGCACCUCAAACACGCACCGCGCUACAUCACCUCGAUCCUUGACCCAGACGACAAAUCUUUGCCUAGGCUGGACUGUCCCCGCCCCGACAUCUCACGCUACCAGUACCUCAAGCCCGGUAUCAUGCUCAAGAAACCCAAAUUCUUCAUCGCCCUCAACAUACGAGAGAAGGCGGACCUCCUCCCGCGACUCCUAGGCUCCAUCGUCGAGGCCCUCCACUUCUUGGGCCCAGAGAACUGCGUUCUCUCGAUAGUGGAAGGCAACUCGGGCGACGGCACCUACGAGAUCCUCCACCUCCUCCGCCCUGAAAUCGAGAAGCUCGGCACCGAAUAUCACUUCUCCCGCAGCGACCUCGACCCCGGCGUGGGAGACCGCAUCCCCAAACUCGCCGAGCUGCGCAACAUGGCCAUCGCGCCCCUCGUCUCCGGCGGGCCAGGCAAGUACGCCGCCGACGCCGUCGUCCUCUUCCUCAACGACGUGGCCAUUUGCCUAGAAGACAUUCUCGAACUCGCGCACCAACGUUUAUACCUGGGCGCCGACAUGACGUGCGGCUUCGACUGGACCUACGUCGGCCCCGACCCGACCUUUUACGACGUGUGGAUUAGCCGCACCAUCGCGGGCGACUCCUUCUUCGAGAUCCCGGCCGACGGCAACUGGAACUCCGCGUGGAACAUCUUCUGGAACGAGGAUACUUCGCGCCGGCGCUUCUUCGACCACAAGCCGCUGCAGGUCUUCUCGUGCUGGAACGGGGCCGUGGCGAUGACGGCGAGGCCGUUGCUCGAUCGGCUUGUCACUUUUCGGGCGCCCGGGCCGGGAGAGUGUUUCCAGGGCGAGCCGCAGCUUUUCUGCAAGGAUCUGUGGAGCGCCGGGUUCGGCAAGAUUGCGGUGGUGCCGAGCGUCAAUCUGGAGUACAGCGACGAGGCCGGGAGGAAGAUUAAGGCGGCAAAGGGGUAUACCAGUCAGUGGGUGGGAGGCGAGGAUGAGGUGCAGGAUUUCAGGGUGGAUUGGAAGGCUGAUCCGCCUGAGAAGGUGAAGUGUAUGGCCAGCUACGAUAAGCAGACGUGGGAGCCCUGGAACCAGGCGCUGGAGUAA
Molecule: messenger RNA, 1413 nt
Organism: Colletotrichum acutatum
Lineage: Eukaryota; Fungi; Ascomycota; Sordariomycetes; Glomerellales; Glomerellaceae
Product: alpha-1,3-mannosyltransferase CMT1
Exons: 2
Coding region: 1-1413 (470 amino acids)
Source: RefSeq, a predicted model, not a curated record